GGUGUAGAUUUGGUGUAGAUACUUACUAGGUUUCUUUAAUGUGGUAAUCGUGUGAUCGUAAUGUCCAUAGUGUCAUUCCAUUUAUGUCAAAAAUGUCAAAAUAAUAAACCAAUCACCAAUCAGAUCAAGCGAGGCAAUCGUGGAUGGAAUGGAAUAAGGAAAUAUCUACCUUGCAAUACUUGCAUACCAAUUGACCUAUUUGUAUGACCUUUGAUAAGGCUAAUGUCCAUGGUAUUCAUAUAUUCAUUUAAAUGCCCGGCCAUUCUUAAUUUAUUAAAGAUUAAAGUAACAGGAAAACCAAGUUAUAGAAACAUAAUGGCUGCAGAAUCAGAUGAAAAAGCUUUGCGCUAUAGAAGAGCUCAAAGUGUUACUCGAGCCGAAGAGAUUACAGAACAAGAAACUAAAGCAAGGAAGUCACAGCAAGAUAAACCGAUCCAUAAGCCUAGAGAUUCCUUGUUCUCAUGGAGCUCAGGGUUCAAGAAUUUCACAGGCCUGGUGAACUGGGGGUUCCUCAUGCUGUCCAUUGGAGGCCUGCGCUUGUUCCUUGAAAAUUUCCUGAAGUAUGGUUUUCGUGUGAACCCCAUAGAAUGGUUCAUUAUUCUUACUGGCCGAGAUGAGGGUGCUCAAAAUGAAUUCCCAUCAGUAGUAUUAAUAAUUUUCUCUGUAGUACUCAUUGUUGCAAGUCUGCUGAUAGAGAAAGCCAUGGCUGUGGAUAUGAUAUCUGGAAAAUUUGGAAGUAUCCUACAAGUAUGCUACCUGAUCAUAUUGGUGACUUUACCUGUAGCUGUUUUACAAUACAAGGGUCAAGAGUUUAGUGUUGUCGGCAGAACAACAGUGUGUUUUAUUUAUUUAAUAUUAUUCUUGAAAUUAUGGAGCUACGCGCACACUAACCACUGGGUCCGUAAAGGUGCGAAGGGGAAGUUUUCCAAGAACACUUUGCGGAGACAGAGUCUAUCUGCACCCAAUUACAGUGAGCUCAUUAACGCGGAACAAGAUCAAACCAUCGAGGAGGAGAAAGGCGACGCGUUCGCGGUCGCCGGGCUCGUCAGGUACCCCGACAACCUGAACCUCAAAGACCUGUUUUACUUCCUGCUCGCGCCUACCCUGUGUUAUGAGUUGAAUUUCCCUCGCACUACCCGAAUUCGCAAGCGCUUCCUAAUCAAACGUCUACUCGAGGUGGUGUUCGGCGUGAAUUUGGUGCUGGCGUUAUUCCAGCAGUGGAUGAUCCCGUCCGUCACCAACUCCAUCGACACCUUCUCCAAGAUGGACUACCUGAAGAUGUUGGAGAGACUGUUGAAGCUAGCUGUACCAAACCAUCUCAUGUGGCUGUGCUUCUUCUACCUGACCUUCCACUCGUUCCUGAACCUAAUGGGCGAGCUACUGCACUUCGCCGACCGGCACUUCUACGGCGACUGGUGGAACGCGAACAACAUCGGCACGUUCUGGCGCACGUGGAACCUGCCCGUGCACAAGUGGGCCGUGCGACACGUCUACAUUCCUAUAACUGAGAUGGGCUACAGCAAAACUACCGCCAGCGCUGCUGUGUUCCUUAUCUCAGCGUUGUUCCAUGAGUAUUUGGUGAGCGUCCCCCUGCAGAUGUACCGCGUGUGGGCGUUCCUGGGCAUGAUGGCGCAGCCGCCGCUGUCGGUGAUCUCGCGCUUCGCGGAGCUGCGCCUCGGGCCGCGCUACGGCAACCUGCUCGUGUGGAGCUCCAUCAUCCUCGGCCAGCCGCUCGCCAUCAUGAUGUACUACCACGACUACGCGCUCCAGCACUUUAAACCGCAGGCACACUGAAUACUUGAAUCCUGUAUACGUAAUAUUAGCGACAGUCACUAGUUCAUUGAAAUCAAUAGUUCAAAUAUCCGGUAUUUUAGUAUUAGAUACUAUAUGUAAGCUUGUUAAUGAGUGUAAUGAUCGUAUAAUUUUUAAAUUCCACUUAGUACAAAAUGGUUCAAAUAUUUAGUUGUGGAUAAUAGUUAAUAUAAUUAUAGAGAAAGUAUCAAUCAAAUAAUUCCUUACAAUAUAUUUUACACACCUUGCGAUAUAUUUAUUAGACAAAACGUAAAUAAGCGAAAUUUUAUGAAACAAUUUGCCAAAUUUGGCGCCAAAUAUUUUUAUUAGUAGCCAAAUUAUUAAUCAUUUUAUACAUAUAUUUUUUAUAUUAAUGUGUGCUAGAUAAUAAUAUUCCUAAAAACAACAGAAGCUCGAUUGAAGUGCCAUUCCUGGUGUUGAUAAAUUAAUUAUAAUCUUAUGAGGGUUUUUGGGGUUAGGUGGAGGGUACUGGGUACUUGCUUUAUAAUGUGCUAGUUAUUAUAUUAUACUUGUUAACUUUAUUGAGGCAUUUGGGUGUUAAUGUAUAAGACUGAGGCUUCACAUCGCGCUUUGUGCCUUAUUAUAUUUGCGCUUGUGAUAAAACAUGCUAUAUUUUAAUAUAAUUCAUGACAAUAUUUUAUAUAUUGAUAGUUCAAAGAGUUAUUUAUGAAUAAGUAUAAUAUUUUUGUAUAUUAAUUAUUGAUUUUUAAUUAUGGGUAUAAAAAUUCACUUGAGAUUAUUAUUAAACGUAGGUUAGGAGUUAAUUGUUCUACAUGAAAAUAUUUUUAUAAACUUAAAGAUGCCUGAUAUUUUGUAUUGCAUUUAAAUAUGUUAUUAUUUAUUGAAGAUCGUACAUUUUUACAUUUAGAACCACAUAUUUUUAAUUCGUUAUAUACAUUAUAUCAUAUAUAUACUUACUAGGUAAGUACAUAUAUUGUUAUCCUUUUUAAGUAGCACUUAAAUUUUAAAGGAAAAAAGAAAGUUGAAAUGCUUUAAUAUUUUCUAGAAUGCUUGAAAAUAUUUGCAUGAAAAUUACUAAUCAGUGCAUAAAAAUGUGAAUGAAGUUAAAUAUUGAUGUAUUUUUUUAUUUUUACUACUAAAACUUUAUAAAUAGAUCCUGUUUUAACUUAAAA
This is a messenger RNA of Cydia pomonella (codling moth), 2945 nucleotides long. It is a transcript of the gene mdy, whose product is annotated as diacylglycerol O-acyltransferase 1. The record is from RefSeq and is a predicted model, not a curated record. NCBI's taxonomy places the organism in Eukaryota, Metazoa, Arthropoda, Insecta, Lepidoptera, Tortricidae. Gene Ontology annotation, cellular component: endoplasmic reticulum membrane. Bases 223 to 1794 code for a protein of 523 amino acids. Gene Ontology annotation, molecular function: diacylglycerol O-acyltransferase activity. The transcript has 13 exons. Gene Ontology annotation, biological process: triglyceride biosynthetic process.